Pogonomyrmex barbatus (red harvester ant) is the source of this 1425-nucleotide messenger RNA. RefSeq lists its product as uncharacterized. Gene Ontology annotation, biological process: sensory perception of smell; detection of chemical stimulus involved in sensory perception of smell. Gene Ontology annotation, molecular function: olfactory receptor activity; odorant binding. The record is from RefSeq and is a predicted model, not a curated record. Gene Ontology annotation, cellular component: plasma membrane. NCBI's taxonomy places the organism in Eukaryota, Metazoa, Arthropoda, Insecta, Hymenoptera, Formicidae.
AUUAGAUGCAUAUCGAUGCUUAACGAAAGAUGAUUUCUUUAGAAACUCAGCAUUUUAAUCUAAGCCGAAUUCUUCUGCUCACGAUUGGCUUAUGGCCUUACGAGCGAUCAAAAUUCGUUUUAUUUCAACAGAUUAUACUUUUUGGUAUUUUAACGAGUUUUGUUGCAUUUCAGUUUACAGUAUUUUUAACUACAAAAUGCACAAUUAAUUUUAUUAUAAGAAUACUUUCCUUCAUACUAUUUUUCAUAGCGUUUAUAAUUAAAUACAAUUCAUUUUGGAUAAAUAGUCAAUCCGUGAAAAAUUUUUUGGAGGAGCUUAAACAUGUUUGUAAUGACUUGAAAGACGAAAAUGAAAUUAAUGUUAUGAAAAAGUAUGGGAAAAACACAGAAUCUUACACAGCUAAAAUUAUACUGAUCACGAUCAUCAGUACAGUCAGUAUUAUUUUUGCAUCAAUUUGGCCACUUAUUCUCGAUAUUAUUUUACCUAAGAAUGAAUCACGACCGCAUCUCGCAAUGCAUAUCAUGACUGAAUACUUUAUCGAUCAAAAAUACUAUUAUUUAAUUUUAUUUCAUAUGAAUGCAGCUUUUUGCAUAGGGGCAAUUACGAUGAUAGCGACAGGAACGAUGCUAAUAGGAUAUCUUAAACACGCUUGUGGAAUGUUUAGAAUUGCCAGUUAUAGAUUUGAAAAAGCAAUGAUCAUUAAUAAUUUACAAAAUAGAUUCGACAACGAGAUUAUAAUUUAUAAAGGAAUAAUUUAUGCCGUGAAUAUACACCGUAAAGCUCUACAGUUCUCCAAGUCUUUAAUAUCUUGUUUUGAAGGAUCCUUCUUUUUUUUAAUAGCGGUUGGUGUUCUUAAUUUAAGCUUCAAUCUUUGUCGAAUAUUUCAAAUUGUAUCAUUUGGAGGUAACAAAGAGGAAUUCAUAUUGCAUCUCAUAACUAUAACUGUCACCCUGUUAUAUAUGUUUCUAGCCAAUUAUGCCGGACAGGAAAUCACAGAUCACAAUAAUCACGUAUUUUUUACUGUAUAUAACGUUCGUUGGUACAUCGCACCGUUACACAUACAGAAAUUAAUAUUAUUUCUAUUACAAAUAGGUAAUAAAGCUUUUGGUCUGAACGUGGGCGGAUUGUUUGUAGCAUCUCUAAACUGUUUUGCCUCGUUAAUGAGUGCAUCGAUAUCUUACUUUACUGUUAUGUACUCUACACAGCAAUGACAUGAAAAUAUAAUAUUUAAUACAAUAUUAGAAUGAAGUAAGUGUAAAAAAAACUAUGUCCAAUUUCUAUUUCAAUUAAUUAUUUGGUAGUUAUCAAAGAUGCAACGCUAUUCUUCCGUUUUAAAUCAUUAAAUCGUUUUAAGCAUUAAUAAUCUCAUUGAUCCGUUUAUUCGUAACAUUUAAAUUUUUGAAAAAGUAAUUUUACAACCGUUUA